Messenger RNA from Miscanthus lutarioriparius, 483 nucleotides. The record is from the annotation of a GenBank genome assembly. NCBI's taxonomy places the organism in Eukaryota, Viridiplantae, Streptophyta, Magnoliopsida, Poales, Poaceae.
AUGAACAACAACAGAAAAGUUUCCUGCGAGCUUGUUGACAAAGUAGGACUUCAGGAAAUGCUCCGGAGGGCGGAAAAUGGUGAGUAUGUUCUUCCCAUUUCAAAGACAGCACCAGCAGCGGCAUCAUCAAGGGCUCUCGAAACUUUGGGGUUUGUGGAAGGCUACUUCGAUAUAGAAACCAUGGGUUUGGACCGAGGACAGGAGCUUGACAUUGUGAUGGAUGAUGGAACGGUAAUGUCUUGUUGUUCUGGUUUCUCUGUGGACAUCCAUUGUGAUGAUAUAUCCACUUCAGAGCUUUUGAAGGACUGGGCUUACCACAUGUUCUGCAAGAAUAUUGAUGGUGAAGGCAGGAUCUCUUUCUCAACUCUGCUUGUGCAUCUGAAAAAGAAGCUGCAGUUGCAGCUAACAGAAGAAGAGUUGAGGCUCUACAGCAUGUCUGUAAUAGAUGGUGAGGAACAGAGGAAGGAAAUGAGGAUAUUUUAG